AUGAACUACAAUUUUAAAAUUCCAGGGCGGGAACGCUGGUCGCAGUCCCAGUAUAUGCAAUCCAGCCAAUCAAAUUACGAUCAUAUUGAUGAGUUCGACGAGUUGAAUACGCAGCUCACCGAUAAGCUCAGCUUGGAGACUGACUGGAUAUUUAGCUUCAAUCAUUCUAAUCAAUUCCCUCAAAUAAAUAGCUCAGCUCACUCGCAGAUCACUAAUGCUGCAAAUCAUUCUUCUAGGAAUGCUUCCGAAGCUCACCUUCAGAAUCUAUUCCACUCAAAGCCAAACACUUUCCCUGCUUCUUUCAAUACGCCUACUUACAAUCCUAAGACGAGCUUAUCUAAGUUGAGUGGUAACGAUAAUCCUUUGCAUUCUCUCUCAAUCCCCUCAACCGUCACCGUAUGGUUUGGUGGUCUUCCAAUUAAUAUUACGCCUGAAGUCCUUGCUAAGGCUUUGCAAAAUCACGAAUGUCCUCCGAUAGCUCUUCCAACGGUCAUUGAUCGUUCUCAUUGCGCUUUUGCCUCCUUCAUUGAUCCAAACGUUAUUUCUCGUUUGAGCAGUUUCGAACUUGGUGGGAGAAGAAUUAAAUGUAAAGUAAAGCAUGCCACUGGUCAGGUCGCUAGUUCACUUAGUGAUAGGCCUGUCACAAGCCCUGAUGUCAAUCAAUCGCCCCAUUUACCAAACAACUACAAAACAGAGCGAGUGAAGAGACCUGAGUCUGGGAAUACGUCAUCCUUGAACGUAAUCCCUCGUCAGCCUACACCAACUUCAACUUCUACACCUACUCAACUUUAUAAUCACCAGAUUAACCAAUCCGCGUCUUCUACUCCAAGCGAACAUAGUGCCGUUGCAGCAGCAGCAGCAGCAGCAUCGCUUACUGCACUCUCAGUUUUGAAGACACCUCAAGUUAUUCAAGCUGCAUCCGCGCCAGAGGGACCAGGUAGAGAAAUUCUUGAGCAAACACAACACUAUUUGGGUUUGCUUGUUGACGGAUUUCAGACACAGGCGUCAAAUGCAGUGAAUGAAAGUGGAGGGCAAUUCUUUGAGCUGGCUGAGAGCAUCUCACAGAAGCUCAAAGAACCAGUUGUUUCAGUUAAGAAGGAUGAAUCAACAUCAACACCCUUACCGCAAUCUGAAGAGGAGCCAAGUGUAACUUAUACUUGGAAGGGUGAUAAGAGACCUAGGCGCUUUUUCAUUUUGAAAGCCUUAUCCAAGAACGACUUGGAUACGUCGAGACACGAAAAUCGGUGGUCGACACAACCUCAAAAUGAGGAGAUCUUGAACAAAGCUUAUAAUGAAGCAUCUCACGUUAUUCUAUUCAUGUCUGCUAAUAAACAGCGUGGAUUUUACGGGUUAGCACGCAUGAGCAGCAAGAUACCUAAAAGAAAUGCAAAUGAUACUCAGGAGGAAAUGCAGUCUAAUUUACAGGCACACUUCUCGCCACACUUCUUGGACAAAGCUAGUCUUAAAGAUGUAAAGGAUAGUCAGACAAGUUUGGGAAUUGAUGGAUUGCAAAGUAGCGAUGAAGGGCUGAGGUGGUCUGCUCCGGGGCAAAUGCAAGAUGAUUUCUCGCAGUAUUCUCAUCCUUUAGAUCAACCACAGAAUAAGAGUGCACCUAUUGUAGGGCGCGAUCAUUUAGGGCAAGUAGUAGAAAGAGAUAACCGUAUGGUUAAGGAUGGUUAUAGGAGUAGCUUCCUUUCACCGCCUCCUUACCAACAAACGCCUUCACCUAUGGAUGGGUUGCCACCAACAGAUGAGCAAUUGAGACAGAAAGAUAAUGACAGUCCGUAUGCGCGAAAGACCAGAACGUUUGGACAUCCAUUUUCAAUUGAGUGGCUGUCGACACGCCCAGUGCCAUUUUCAAAGCUCAAGGGAAUAAACAACCCAUGGAAUAUGAAUAGACCAGUUAAGGUAUCUCGCGAUGGUACAGAAGUUGAAACAAAGAUAAGUCAGAGGCUUCUAUCUGGAGCGACGUCUGGAUUCGCUGCUGCCGUCGCACUGCAACCGUUCGACGUCAUCAAAACCCGCCUACAGCAGGUAGAGGGGCAUAACGACAGUCUCAGCGAGAAGAAUAUCCGGAAUAUGCGCAAGAUGCUCAAAUCAACGCGAGUGUACGACAUCACAAAGGGGAUAAUCAAGGACGAAGGGCUAGCUGGUUUGUGGCGGGGAACGACGCCUACGCUGUGGAGAAAUGUACCUGGAGUGGCACUGUAUUUCACUUCCCUCCAGUCACUACGCAGUUACAUGAUAUCCACAGGUCUGUUCCAUCCCCAGACACCCUCUAGUCAGGCCACGACGUCUGAAUUCUCGCGUUUGAACGGACGCGGCAAUUUGCUUUCGGGUGCAUUGGCAAGGACGGCGGUGGGGUUUCUUCUCAACCCAUUUACAGUGUGUAAAGCGCGAUUUGAGAGUGAUCUGUACAGAUACAGGUCUAUUCUAGGCGCGCUGGGUGAUAUAGUCAGACAGUCAGGCCCGCGUGGCCUUCUCGCCGGUUUCUCCGCUUCUGCUCUGCGUGAUGCGCCAUAUGCGGGGUUGUAUGUCGUCCUUUAUGAGCGGAUGAAGGAGUAUGGAUCCCACUUACAGGAUAUUGGCAGCAGCAGCGGGAGACACAUACCUGCGCCAGUCAUAUACAGCGUUUCUGGUCUGCUCGCUGGCACUAGUUGCACGCUGAUCACACAUCCCUUCGAUGUAGUCAAGACUAAAAUGCAAAUAUUUCCCAACCAAUAUAAAACACUGUGGGCAUCUAUAGUGAUGAUAGUGAACAAGUCACCACGGUCGCUGUUCGCUGGGAGCGGGAUUAGAAUAGCACGCAAAGCACUCUCUUCAGCGAUUGGAUGGACAGCGUUUGAGGAGUUGGCGAGGUUGAUGAGGAGUAGGAGUACAAGUCAGGUGUAA
This is a messenger RNA of Wallemia ichthyophaga EXF-994, 2892 nucleotides long. Its product is annotated as Solute carrier family 25 member 38-like protein. Gene Ontology annotation, cellular component: mitochondrion; mitochondrial inner membrane. Gene Ontology annotation, molecular function: glycine transmembrane transporter activity; RNA binding. The record is from RefSeq and is a predicted model, not a curated record. The transcript has 17 exons. Gene Ontology annotation, biological process: glycine import into mitochondrion. NCBI's taxonomy places the organism in Eukaryota, Fungi, Basidiomycota, Wallemiomycetes, Wallemiales, Wallemiaceae. The coding region runs from base 1 to 2892 and encodes 963 amino acids.